Molecule: messenger RNA, 3193 nt
Organism: Patiria miniata (bat star)
Lineage: Eukaryota; Metazoa; Echinodermata; Asteroidea; Valvatida; Asterinidae
Gene: eefsec
Product: selenocysteine-specific elongation factor-like
Exons: 16
Coding region: 2-1792 (596 amino acids)
Biological process (GO): selenocysteine incorporation
Molecular function (GO): GTP binding; GTPase activity; translation elongation factor activity
Source: RefSeq, a predicted model, not a curated record
AAUGCACUCGCAACAAACGACUGAAUCCAAGAUGGCGGCCUCCACUAGUAAAGAAUUGAAUUUUAACAUCGGAGUUUUGGGCCACGUUGACAGCGGUAAAACAUCAUUAGCUAAAGCUUUGAGUACUGUCGCCUCAACAGCAGCAUUUGACAAGAAUCCUCAGAGCAAAGAGAGAGGCAUAACACUAGACCUCGGUUUUUCCUCUUUUUCUGUGGACCUCCCUAAGCACCUGGCUGGUGAGAAGUAUGACCGGCUACUCAUUACCCUCGUUGAUUGCCCAGGCCACGCCUCCCUCAUCAAGACCAUCAUUGGAGGAGCUCAGAUUAUCGAUCUGAUGAUGCUGGUGAUUGACGUUACUAAGGGAAUGCAGACCCAGUCAGCUGAGUGCCUUGUCAUAGGAGAAAUAACCUGCUCUAAGAUGGUGGUUGUCUUAAAUAAGAUAGACUUACUCCCUGCCCAGAAGAAAACGCAAAUGAUUGAAAAGAUGACCAAGAAGAUGCUGAAGACGUUGGAGAACACCAAAUUUGCCAACUGUCCCGUGGUUCCGGUAGCAGCCAAGCCAGGCGGGCCAGACAGCCCUGAUACAGAGGCACACGGCGUGGAUGCAUUGAUUGAAGAGUUGAAGCGACAGGCGUAUCUACCGCAGCGCGACGCUAGUGGUCCGAUGCUGUACGCCGUGGAUCACUGCUUCUCAAUACGGGGUCAGGGAACUGUCAUGACCGGUACCAUGCUAAGCGGCAAAGUCGUCGUCAAUGACACUGUUGAGAUCCCUGCUCUCAAGAUCACACGCAAAGUGAAAUCAAUGCAGAUGUUCAGACAACCCGUCCAGUCAGCUAGCCAGGGGGAUCGCGUCGGGGUGUGUGUCACCCAGUUUGACCCCAAGCAGCUGGAGAGGGGAUUGGUGUGCACACCCUCAACUCUGCCGACAGUUUGUGCUGGUAUCAUAUCUGUGAAAAAGAUUCCGUACUUCAAAGGAACGUGCUCUACAAAAGCUAAAUUUCACGUAACCAUGGGGCAUGAAACGGUAAUGGGACGAGUCUUCUUCUUCAGUUUACCCCCGAAUGACCGAGUCACUGGAGCGACAGACCAAGAAUUUAGUUUUGAGGAUGAAUACAUCUAUCAAGAGGAAUUGCUCAGCCCGCCAUCCAAAUCAGCCAAUCAAACAACGGAAGACACAGACAAUCAUCAGGUCACUUCCUCAUCUUCCAAUCAGCAGUGGGCUUUGAUAGAGUUUGAGAAACCAGUCACAUGUCCUGCAAGGUGCCUUGUGAUUGGUUCCAAGUUGGACACAGAUAUUCAUUCUAAUACCUGUCGGCUGGCAUUCCAUGGCCAACUUUGCCACCAUAUAACAGAUAAGAACUAUGCUGAAACUGUUCUUCCGCAGCUGAAAAUCUACAAGAAUAAGUCGAGAGAGGGAGUCGUUGACAGGAUGACGGACGAGUACAGCGUCAUUGGACGAUCUCUCUUCAAGAAAGAGACCAACCUGCAGGCGUUCGUUGGGCUCAAGGUUGAGCUUUCCACCGGGGAGGAGGGAGUGAUUGAAGGAGGGUUUGGUCAGAGCGGGAAAUAUAAAAUAAGGAUUCCCGAUGGUUUGAAGCCUGAAACAGUGCAACAACUCUCAUCCUCCGGGAAAAAGAAAGGGAAGAGGACUGGGAAAGCGGAUGACACUGGGGAGGCAGCCACACCCACUGAUGAUGGAGGCGGAGCUUCAUCCAAGCAUCCACCAAUCAAAAUCAGCCUACGAUUCAAACGCUAUGUGUAUGAUACCAAGAAAAGAAUGAUCCAAGCGUGACGUUGGUUGUAGUGUAGUUUCACUUCAAGUCUUCAACUCUUACUUCAUUGCAAAUUCUUAUGAGCCACAAUCACUGACCCACUGGUGUUUGAAAUCGACUCACUGACAUGACUUCCCCUCGUCCCAAAUUAUGUUCUUUAUGAACAUGGCAGAGUUUUGUGAAAAACGAAAUACGAACCUACUGCAGGCUUUCAAGCAUUCCUACUUUUCCUACUCUUUUCUUGAAAUUCUUACUUUUUCCUGCUUUUUUGUCCCAGAACUCUGAAAAAUGAAAUCUCAUUGAAUAUUUUUCAUAACCGCGUUACACACUUUCAUAUGAAAAUCACACAAUGAAGGGCUUGGCUGCAGGAGUACUGCAACUGUGCUUCCAAGAGCUUAGUUGAGGAUGGAGCACAAGUGUUGUGAUUACAGAACAUGCCAAAUGAGGCUUAUGAUGCUAUGGACAUGGGCGAGCAUCAACGAAAACUACUCCUGAAAGCCUGCAAAAGUCUUAGGUUUAUCCUGACUUUGUCCUCCAAAAUCCUACUUUUGUCAUGUUUUUUGGGGGGAAAAACAAUUACCCUACUGUUCUUCUUUUCUGCCUGGGUCUGCUUGAAAGCCUAAUUAUUACCCAAAUUAGCUUCAGAUUCAUUCAUUUUAGCACAAAUUGGAAUGCAGUUUAAGAUCAUCGUUCAAUAAACUAUAAAGGAAGAUUCUUUUGAAUUUUUCGAGCACCCGAUCAAGAAAAUAUGGCAAGCUAAUUGAAAAGUACGCUCAUUCAAACUGAAAAUAUCAGUGAAGAUCAUUCAAAUUCGCCCAAGCCUUGAGGCAAGAACAUGUGGUCAAAGGAAUUUAUCAAAGGCAAACAUUUUCGACAUGUUGAUAUAGGAAUUCAAAUGGGUAUAGUGUGACAAAAGUUUGUUACCGAAGAUUAUCAAGAUAUCAAUUGCAAAUUUAUGGCCUUUUGUGCUAACAUGUCGGCGUAUUCCUUUUUAAGCAAAAAUGUGGUGACUGGGGAGAGACAACACGGUCAAAUGUUUGUAAAUGUAAUUUUGAGGAACUCCAAGGAAAUAUAAUGAUAUUGUCUUUUCUUUUAAAGGUUCCAUCUUUAAUUUGUCACACAAACUAUUCAAUUUUUUUCUUCACUUUUUGCUUUGUUUUGAUUAAUUCUAAUGUCUGCUAGUUCAACUUCCAAGUUGUACUUUGAGGGUUAUCGCGCAUAUUUCUAUUUUACUGGAAAUCUUGAUUUUUUUUUUUUUAAUCUAAAAUCAAAGUUCUUUUGAUUCAUGUAUGAUUAAAGUAUUUGGAAAGAAUGUUGCAACCUGACGCCAUCCUUUUUAAUCAUGUAAUUAUCUCAAUAAAGGUCAGUCAUUGCAAAAAUGUUGAAAAGACAUGAAUGUGAGACUGAGAAACAUUUCCAAU